This is a messenger RNA of Catharus ustulatus (Swainson's thrush), 1608 nucleotides long. RefSeq names its product heat shock factor binding protein 1 (gene HSBP1). Lineage: Eukaryota; Metazoa; Chordata; Aves; Passeriformes; Turdidae. The transcript is spliced from 4 exons. The record is from RefSeq and is a predicted model, not a curated record. Gene Ontology annotation, biological process: cellular heat acclimation. Gene Ontology annotation, molecular function: transcription corepressor activity. Gene Ontology annotation, cellular component: cytosol; nucleus. Bases 37 to 267 code for a protein of 76 amino acids.
GCGCGGCCCGGAAGUGGAGCCGCCACCGGAGCGACCAUGGCCGAGACCGACCCCAAGAGCGUGCAGGACCUGACGGCCGUGGUGCAGACAUUGCUCCAGCAAAUGCAGGACAAGUUUCAAACCAUGUCUGACCAAAUCAUUGGAAGAAUUGAUGACAUGAGCUGCCGCAUCGAUGACCUGGAGAGGAACAUCGCCGACCUCAUGAUGCAGGCGGGCGUGGAGGAGCUCGAGGGAGAGAACAAGACCCCAGCUUCCAACAAGGGCUAAAGUUGCCAACAACUCAAGUCAUGGAAGAUGACUUUUUUUUCUACAAAUCCUUGGAAUUAAAGAAUGGCUUUUUGCAACUCCAGUGUGUGAAAGCAUUUUUAUAUUGUUACAGAGCUUGCAUUCCUAAUGUACAUUGUAUAGGUGGGGUAGGGUUAGUUUCUAUUUUGAUUUGUGUACUGUAAUUUCACUUUUUGAAUUCUUGUUAUGAGGAUCACUUGGUUGUGUUAUUAAAACACAGAUCUUAUGGAUCUCAACUCCUGGGUGUAUUUUCUUGUGGAGUCACUUUUUUCUCUUUCCUGUACUUUUCUAGAUGUUUCAUGUUUGAUAGCUCAGCAUUUAGUGGCUCCCACCAAAUGAGAAUCUUGCCUUGUCCUACGUGAGUUUGUGGAGUGAAGCACAAGAUUGAAACUUCAUUCAUUGCAUUAAUUGUAGCUCUGAGCAUCAGGCACUCACUAGUUGAGGAUUGUGUUGUUUUUCAUACAUGUAAUAAAGGUGAUUUUUGGAAACAAGAGACACUGAACAUCAAAAUCAUCUCUCCUACUCCUGGUGUGCUCCUGGAGCCUGAACCAGAAAUGCAGAUUGACCAUGAGACAUCAGAGCAGCCACUGCCACCCCAUGCUGGGACAGCUGGGCACACAAGGAGCUGUGAACAAUCUCUCUGUGGCACUGAAGGAUUUUCACUCUGCUUUGACACUCCUUUGGCAUUCCUUUGAUCCAUAACUGGAAUGGGACUGGGAUUGAUGCUGGACAGGGCAGGGAUGGCAGUGUGGGAAUCACUGCCUCCUUGGACACAAGUUUGCUAACAAGGCAGUGAUGCAUGAGGAACAAAAAAAAGAGAAUCCAGGUAGAUUUCUACAGCCUUGCUUUUCUUGGAAUAACUUCAAAAUACUUGAUUUAGAGAAGUGUUUGCUUUUCUAGUCACACCCACAUGGUUGGGCCUGGAGUCUGUAUUUAUUACAUUUUGGCCAUGGAAGGUGAGUUUGGGAGAGUCUGUACUGUGUCACUUGUGAAGAAAAAUGACCAAUGUCAGCUAUUCCUGACAAUCAUUGCAAUGCUCCUCCAGCUUCAAAUGCAAUUUUCAGCAAGCACUAGUGGCAGGCAGCAGUUGCAGGUGGACCACACUUAAACUGCUCCCUAAAUGCCACCAAAUUAGCACCUGAGUGCUGUGAAGGCAAUAUGACAGGUCAUUUUUCCAAAAAAAAAAAAUGGAAUAAAAGCUCAUAAUAACAGGGGAAUUUUGUGAACAUGAGAAAUGUAUGGAUACAUACUUGUAAUACCAGCCUUAGGUCCUUUGUAAUGUCAUUUCAAAAAAAUCUAAUAAAUGCUGUGUGGUAACAAACA